Molecule: messenger RNA, 2117 nt
Organism: Maniola jurtina (meadow brown)
Lineage: Eukaryota; Metazoa; Arthropoda; Insecta; Lepidoptera; Nymphalidae
Product: MKRN2 opposite strand protein
Exons: 4
Coding region: 423-1067 (214 amino acids)
Source: RefSeq, a predicted model, not a curated record
UGAGGAGUGAAAAUUAACGUUCGAAAUCUUUAUUUAGAAUUUAGAAGCUAAAUAUAUAUUUUUUUGCUAUUUUUGUUAGAUCUUGAAUAUAUUGUAAAUAUUCAGAAGAUGUUACAUUCGAAAUUUAAUCUUAAAUAGUUACUACUUCAUUAUUUUUACAUAAACAAAAUUAAAGUCGUGGUUGUCAUUUAAUUUUUGAACAUUAUCUUGGAAGGCCUUCAAGAUGUGGAAAUGAGUGCUUGACGGGAACAAUAGUUUCCCAUUUCCCAAGUGGUUUUCAAUUCAUUUUUGUUUAGACAGUUAUUAUUGCAGGUAUACGACGAAUUUUCUUUUUCUGUAGAUUUCGCGUACACCUUUACGAUUAACUUAGAGUCAUCAAAAGUGAUAGUUUUAUAUAGAACACCGUAUAAAUCAAACGAAAAAUGGAUCCGGGUAUUCUUUGUUUCCACCAUUGUGAACACAAAGUGUUUUGUACUAUUAUACCUGAAAAUUGCCCUGUUUGUCAACAGAAACUAGAUAGAUAUGACUACAAUCUCUUGCCAUUUAGAGUACCAUAUCCCUUCGUAAAAGCCUCUCAGCAUCCGCGGGCUAUCGUCAUGAAGCCCACCCAUGGGGAUUUCCUUAAUGACUACUACAAUUCUAAAGACUUGCACAUAGGGGUCACUAACUCUCAAGGAUGUGUGGUAGAGUUCAGUGAAGAGGGCAUCCGGAGUGUUGACCUUGUUACUAAGAAAUGGAGUGGAUGUGAGACUAGUGUUGAUUGGGACCAAUGUCUUUUAUUAGAACAGUUUGAUGAACUGUGGAAUGAGAUAUGGGAUGGUGUACUUUUAAAGGUGAGCCUAAGUCCACUAUGGGAAGCAGAAAGAUACAAUGAAGAGAGACACAAUUGUUUCACUUUUGUACUAGCAUUUUUACGUGCACUGGACUGUGGGGAACUAUCGGAAAGAGCACAUGACCCUAAGCUCUUCUGCAAACAAUAUGUGGUGCCUCGAACUUCAGCUGCAGGGAAGUAUAUAUCUCUUUAUAGACAACUAAAAAGGCAGAGCUACUUCAUACAGAAACAAUGAUAGCCUAUACAAAUAUGUUUGUACAAUUUGUAUAUCCAGUGCAGAUAAAAAAUGGAUGGGUCUCUGUUAGUCUUUUGCUGGUACAUUAAUAUUCCUGAUCGCCUCUCUAGCCACAUGCAUUGAUUUUCAUAUUCUUUGUCUACAAUCAAGAGUGCCAAUUUUAAAAAAUUUGUAUUAACUCACUUUCUUGUCGGUUUAUUUGUUUGUUUGUAUUUAGUACUUAUCCUUUUUAUCAAAUUAUAUGCAACCUUGCAACUUACCUGCAUCAUAUGCAACACAUUUCUGCAACGCUUCAAUGCAUUUGUGUAAUAAACUGUAAAAAUUACACAGUUUACUAUACUGUAAUUGAUGAUGACAUUUGAAUAUUGUGUAUUGAAUUACAAAAAAUCCUGCUUGAUAGUGCGAGCAACAGGUGAUGUUAUUUUCUAUUUGUUAUCUGUGCGGUUGUCAAUAAGGACCAAAGAUCACAUGAUACUUUUAAUAUCAGGAAUUGGCGAUUUAAUUGCUUUUUAGGAGUGAAAAGCUGUGAUUGAAAUUCGCAUAUAUUUUGUUUGUUAGUUUAGUAAGUUACUGUAUAUUACUUUACACAUACAUUUAAAUAUAUCUGCUAAAAUGCGCAGUUACGAUGUUAAGCUUGCGAUUGAUCACAGUUGCCAAAAGACAAUACCCGAUGAAUUCAGUUUGAAAUCGUUGAUUGCCGAUACUGAAAUAUUAUGUGCGCUUUGGACUUAAUUUAUUGUAUGUAUUUAUUUAUUAUCACUUAUCAGUUCAGUAUUAACUGUGAUGUCUCAUAUUUAGGAUAUAGGUUUCUUAAAUUUUAAUGCAUUUAAUUCAGACCAAAUAGGUUAUUGUAUAAUUUGUUUGCAUAUAAUAAUAUUAUAUUAAAAAUAUUAUAAUAGGUAUGUAUAUUGUAUAUACUUUUCUUCAAAAUUAAUUUCAUGUAAUUUAUGAUAACUAUAGAGGUGUUAGUGGCAUGCCUGGGAAUGAGACUACUAAAAUUAAAACAACCAUAACCUAAAGUAUUAUGCAUAGGUAUGUAAUCUGAGAAAA